AUGCGGUAUGGAGCCAAGGAAGAGUCUACUGAGGUAGCUCAUGAACAACCAGACUCUGAGAAAACUUAUGGUGAAUGGGAAAGUCAUAGAAAUCAUCUCAAGGGUAGACCUCUAAAAGAUACUACUGAGCCAGAUACUCAGCCCACUCCUCUACCCGAUCUCAAAUCCAAGAUUGAUUCUACUCUCUUUGAUCUUGAAGAAGGGAAAGAGAAUGGUAUCAAGGUUCUUAAACUAAAGGCUAAGACUGAUACUAAGGUUACCGAGCUCGCAUUUGAUGGUGUAUCACUAUGGCAGGGUAGGGAUCCAAAGGAUGCCUGUUCCUUGGUCUUCUUCUACCUUGGACCAAAUAAUGACCCAGUGGCUGCCUUGUAUAGAUUCAAGAGAGACGGAAAACUGAUUGAAGGUUACCGUCAAUUCUCUGGUGGGAAGUGGUUCCGAGUCAGUGGAGCUGUCUUCAAGAAAUUGAUAGGGAAGAAUACCCCUGUUACAAAACAUGAAGAACCAUCUAAUAAUGAGGGAUCGAAAUAUGUUCAACCCAAGGAGGAAGUAUCUAAAGAGACUUCUGCAACAGAAGCACUCACUCAAAGCAGUGAAUAG
Molecule: messenger RNA, 597 nt
Organism: Theileria equi strain WA
Lineage: Eukaryota; Apicomplexa; Aconoidasida; Piroplasmida; Theileriidae
Exons: 2
Coding region: 1-597 (198 amino acids)
Source: RefSeq, a predicted model, not a curated record